Aspergillus ibericus CBS 121593 is the source of this 861-nucleotide messenger RNA. RefSeq lists its product as uncharacterized. NCBI's taxonomy places the organism in Eukaryota, Fungi, Ascomycota, Eurotiomycetes, Eurotiales, Aspergillaceae. The transcript is spliced from 5 exons. Bases 86 to 745 code for a protein of 219 amino acids. The record is from RefSeq and is a predicted model, not a curated record.
GGGAUCUUAUUUCCUAGUACCCUCCCAUGAACCAGUCUAGCAACAUCUUGUUCCCUUCUCGUUAUCAGAUCAAUCGGACCGCAACAUGAGCACCAAGAUUCUCACAAGCCUGGCCCUCGCCGGCCUUGUCUCCACUGCUGUGGCUUGUUCGACUCAGUCCGAUGUUGAGAUCACCUUCUACGGGUACCCUGACAACGACCCUCCGAGUGCCGAUAUCGCGUACGACUGUGGGCGGGGCUACACUGCUGGAGGUACCGGCACCUACAGCGACCCAUUGACAUUUGCCUCGGCCCCUGGCGAGUUUGACCAGUGCGAGAUUAUCUAUCUGCCUUAUCUUCGCAAAUAUCUCCGCUUCGAGGAUACCUGUGCUCAGUGCACCACCGACUACGAGGACGGCAAGCGUCACAUCGAUAUCUGGACCGGAUCCAGUACUUCGAAUGGCGGCGACAGCCAGAUUGACUGCGAGGACGAUCUGACGCCCGACAAUUCCCAGUCUAUUGUCACCGACCCGGCCAGCUCUUACACGGUCAACUCUGGCGAGUUGUUUUCCGACGGAACUUGCCACACCUCUAACACCUACAGCAACGCCGAUGCCUCGAGCUAUUGCAGCUCCGGUUCGUCCAGCUCUGGCUCCGGCUCCGGAUCUUCGUCCUGCGCCUGGGAAGGUCACUGUGCUGGUGCCUCCUGCUCAGAUGAGAACGACUGCUCCGGGGACCUGACCUGCCAGGACGGCAAGUGCGCCUAGUGCUACCAUCUGAUGGCCAUCCGUUGAAUAGAAAUGUGCCACGUCUACCGUUGGCAUCGGCACUGCCUAGUCGAGCCGUCUUGUAUUCAGAUUUAUGAAGUUGUUCGGACGAGUGC